AUGGUGCCUCCGGGAGCUGGGCCGCGACGUGAUUGGAACCGCGGUCCCAGAGGAGGGCGACAUGAUUUGGAGCUGGGAAAUAGUGGAGGACCACUAAGCUUCGAGGCGGCGCGGCGAGAUUGGCGAAAAAACGGAGGUCUAUGGGAUGGUCCACGACGCGGUUUGAAUUGCAGUUCGAACGCAAUGCUCAGUGAAUUAUUGUCGCGAGAUCAACAGCAGCACCUGACCUCAGAGGUGGAUCGGCAAGUAAUGAGCGGUUCCGGGAACUGGUCUCUGAUGAAAUUAGCGGCCUCAGCGGAGGGCGGCGUGAUUUGUUGUUACAACCCCGUAAGUUGCGCUGGCCUGUUAACUGGCGAGGAGGGUAGGUUGAUGAACAGUGGUGACCUUAGGAGAGUGGUCGCCAUGGUGAUUGGAAUUGCGAUCAUUUUUGGAGAGGGAGAGAUUGGACAACCCGAGUCGCUGCUGGCCUCGAAGAAUGCAGAUCAUAGUGACGGCAUGGUGGGAUACCGAGGUGGCAGCUCUGAAUUUGGUGGUUCGGUCUGCAGAUUGCGUGAUGAUGGAAUUUGGGUGUUGAUUAAAGCUCGUUGGCAGUCAGAGGUAGUUCUUAGCUUAUCAUCAUGA
This is a messenger RNA of Anisakis simplex (herring worm), 621 nucleotides long. The record is from the annotation of a GenBank genome assembly. NCBI's taxonomy places the organism in Eukaryota, Metazoa, Nematoda, Chromadorea, Rhabditida, Anisakidae.